Messenger RNA from Schizophyllum commune H4-8, 1336 nucleotides. Its product is annotated as peptidase M22, glycoprotease. Gene Ontology annotation, biological process: mitochondrial tRNA threonylcarbamoyladenosine modification. Gene Ontology annotation, cellular component: mitochondrion. The coding region runs from base 20 to 1183 and encodes 387 amino acids. Lineage: Eukaryota; Fungi; Basidiomycota; Agaricomycetes; Agaricales; Schizophyllaceae. The transcript has 6 exons. The record is from RefSeq and is a predicted model, not a curated record.
CUGACCACUACCACCCCGGAUGUUGCCUCGCACGCUACCAUGUCGUAGACACACACUAUCGCGCAUAGUCAACACAGUACGAAGAAGGGGGAUCAAGGUCCUUGCGUUGGAGUCCUCUGCAGACGAUACUUGCGCUGCUGUGUUGGACGACGAGAAGGUGCUGGCCAACGUCGUCAUUAAGCAGCAUGCAAUCAAUGCACAGUAUGGGGGUAUAUACCCGUACGCGGCCAUAGAGGCGCACCAGAAGAACAUGCCAUCAGCAAUACGAAGAGCUCUCUCUGAGUCUGGUGUAGGACUGUCGGAGCUCGACGGAAUAGCCAUUACUAGGGGACCAGGCAUGGGUGGCUGCCUCGGCGUCUGCACCAAUGCAGGGAAGGCCAUAGCAGCAGCGCUUGACAAGCCUAUAGUGGGCGUACACCACAUGCAAGCGCAUGCCCUCACUGCCCUCUUCACCAGCCCGAAGGACUCCCCUGUCAGAUUCCCAUUCCUCACGCUCCUUAUAUCUGGCGGCCACACUAUGAUUGUACUCGCCACCUCUUUGAGCUCCUUCCAAAUCCUCGCGGACACUAGGGACUCGGCAAUAGGCCGCGCCUUCGACAAGGUCGCGCGAAGUCUCGAGAUUGAGUCUGGCGACACCCACUUGGGCGCCGCUUUGGAGACUUUCUGUGCGGAAAAUUCGAAGGAGCCGUCUUCAAGCGGUCCUCCACUAAAAUUCUCUCGCUGCAUGCCCGGCAAGCUCGCCUUCUCAUAUGGUGGUCUUCACUCGCAAGUCGACCGCUAUCUGGAGAACCAUGGCGGGGUGCAAAAUCUCGACGUCGACCAUCGAAGGAUAAUGGCUCGCGCUUUCCAAGAAGCUGCCGCGGAACAGCUGGCAGAGAAGCUCAAGCUUGCGCUCGACCAAUGCUUGCGUCGGGGGAUACAAGUCGGGGACGUCGUGGCGAGCGGGGGCGUAGCAUCCAACACGUAUAUCAGACGGAAGCUUCACUCGUUGGUGAAGACGUACGACGGGGUCGCUCUUAACUUCCCACCACCUUCGCUUUGCACCGAUAACGCGGUCAUGAUAGGCUGGGCAUCCCUGCAUCGCUUCAGAGGAAAAGACUACGACGACUACUCGAUAAACCCCAUGUCCAAGUGGAGCAUCGAGGACCUUGCUCCCAAAGACUCUUCAGAGUCAAUACCAUGACACCAUUGAUUAUCGUAGAACCCCGCAUAUUCACUGUACAGCCUGACCCUAAUCACCUCUCUUUGCACGUACCUAUACAUAUACUUCUCCUCGUGCUUUGUCAACGUGCGCAAGGACUGCCGAGGUGCAUUUCUCGCGAGUCGCUGCCCUGCC